AUGGUGUUAUUUCCACCCUCAUUGGUUGAAAGCUAUCUUGUCGCUGUUCCAGCGGAUAAUCCACUCCAAGACAUCUUAGAUCAAUUUCCAUCACUUAUCCGCCCAUUUACUUAUACAGAGACAGUCAAAUACCACACUGUCCACAAGAUUCACACGUCAGGACCGCCAGUGUUUUCAAAGCCGCGCAGGCUAGCUCCAGACCAAUACAAAUUAGCGCGCGAAGAAUUCCAACAAAUGCUGGACCUAGGAAUUAUACGCCCGUCGUCAAGCCCUUUUGCGUCUCCACUCCACAUGGUCCCUAAGGCACAGGAGGGAGCUUGGAGACCCUGCGGUGAUUACCGUAGGUUGAACGCACAGACAGUCCCUGACAAGUACCCUGUACCUAAUUUGGCAGACUUUGCAAUUUCUUUACAGGGAGCUAGAGUCUUUACCAAAAUAGACCUACGCAAAACAUUUUUAUCAAAUCCCCGUCGCCGAAGAAGAUAUUCGCAAAACGGCAAUCACAACUCCUUUCGGCCUAUACGAGUUUCUACGAAUGCCCUUCGGUUUGCGAAACGCCGCGCAAUCCUUUCAGAUUAA
Molecule: messenger RNA, 579 nt
Organism: Acanthosepion pharaonis
Lineage: Eukaryota; Metazoa; Mollusca; Cephalopoda; Sepiida; Sepiidae
Source: the annotation of a GenBank genome assembly